GCGCUGCUUUUUGCGCGUCCUGCCUCGGCUGAGGUACUUCCGUUUCUACAACAAGUCCUGGUUUGAUCUGGAACCUUACCUUCCCCUGGUCUCUCAGGUGGACUUGGAUCGCCUGGAACUCUGCAGUAUUAGCUUGUUGAACAAGCCAGAAGCGAUGAGUUCAUAUUUUUCAGCCACCAACGAUACAGAGGACGAGAUCAUGAUCUUAGACCCUACGACCAACACCAGCAAGGUGAGUUUCAGGUGCUACAAGGACAAGUGGUGGGUGCCGCCCACGUGUCGUUUGGCGCCGGAGACCUGUGCUGCCAUGGUGACGAAGUCAGGAUGGGGCUUGAUGCAACUAUCACAGAGGGCCUUCUUUUGGAACAUGCCCAUCGCCCUGGCUUCGGGCAAGGAGGAGAACAACGAGUAUGUGCGUCUGAAUCGAGAACUCAAGGGGCUCAUGUAUUGGUGGUCGCCUGACUCGUCCUUUGCUUUGGAGAAAGCCUUCCAAGUUCAAUUUCCAGCCCAUAGUCCGUCCGAAUGGUCCCAGAUGAUCUUCAAAACCAUGGAAGCCCCAAUUCCACUCAGCAAGUUCGUGGCCGCGGAUUUGGAGAAUGAAGCCACCUAUGUGGUUGAGAAAUUGAAAAUCGACGACGAACAGAUGAUGCAAUUGCUGGUGGAUUUGGCCGGCCGAAAGAGGCCAGGCGAAGACCCGGCGAAGUUGUUGUGGAGUGUGGCCUGCGAUUUUCUCCGAAAGAACCCUGACACCUGGAACAGCUGGCUCCCCAACGCCACGUCCUGCGCCAGCGGCAGCGGCCUGCGGGAUUCUGCCGGGCGCUGGAUGCGCAGCGAUGCCACCGCAGGCGACGCCAGAAGCUGCGCCGUGUGCCCUGCGGGGCAUUCCUCAGUACCAUGGGCGCGCUCAUCCAUCUGCCAGCCCUGCCCACCAGGUUUCUACCAAGAACUGCCCAACGCGGUGAGUUGUUUGCCCUGCUUGGAAGGCUUUAUCGCCAAAGAGGAAGGGCAGACGAAGUGCACGGCGUGUCACUUGGGGUCCUACGCCAAUUCCACUGGAAUGUCUCGCUGCUUCUCUUGUGGAACUGAUGAAGAUCAACUGGACCUCUUCACCACCAGCAGGCUGGUGGAUGCGGAAGACGGCUCCUCUGUGAGGAUUCGCACGCAGGGCGCUCGUGGGGAGGAUUUCUGUCAGUGCAAAGAUGGAUAUCUCUUGGUGGAAAAACGAUGUAUACCAUGCCCAAAGGGAGCACGCUGCUACUUCAAUGGGGAGAUCUCCAUCGAACCAGGUUUUUGGUCUUCUGCUGAGGAGCCCUUAAGCGUCUUCAAAUGUUACCACAAGCCGCAUGCCUGUCCCGGGGGCCCGCCGGGCAGUUGCAAGGUGGGUCGGAUCAAUGCCCCGGGCUGUGCCGAGUGUAGAAUCGGCACGCGAGAAACGACAGUUUGGGAUUCGACCUUCGGCGAAUGUGGGGACUGUGGUCCGGCGGACUAUUUCUUGAUCCUCAUUCCGGCCGUGCUGGGAAUCCUGGUGGCCCUGAUGUUUUAUGGAAUUGCUGUGAAGAGUUGCAAAUGUAGCGGCAGCAAUCAUGGCAGCCUCGUGCUCUCAGCUAUCAAUAUCAGUACAUUGUUGUGGUCUGUACAUGGGAUGUUGGACAUGGUGUACGAAGAUCCUCUGCAGGCGAUGAAUUUGGACUCAUAUCUCUUCGGGCCUGCAUGCUCGAGCGGCGGCGGGCCGGUGCUGAAGUUCUUAGUCCGUGCCCUUCGCUUGACCCUCGGUCUGGGGGUGGUGGUGCCUGUGAUCCAUGCGAUCUAUGUCCUAAAGUCCGAGGUGUAUCACUUUGACUACAUCACGAACGCAGCGGGAAGCGCUUUCAUCGCCUUUGGUGGCAAUGUGAUGAAUAGCUGUAUGUUGCCCUUCCUUUGCUUACCUCAUCCCAACGGACUUUCUUCGGUGCACCAGUUCGACGCGGUUCUGUGUGAUGACAAUCAAGCGUAUCGUGUAUUGGUUUUUCUAGGCUACCUGCUAAUGCUCAUACCCAUUGGCUUCGUUUGCUUGUGCUUCUGGUUACUCUUCUGGGAACUGCCUCAGCGUGUGCUGCGAGGAGACAUGAGGUUCGUUCGCUGUUGCAAUUUCUUGCUGUGCAACUUCCGACCUGGAGCGGAGAAGCCCGUGGCGAUGUUUUUGUGCCGUGGCGUCGUGGCAGCCUUGGUGCCCUUCAUUCCCUCCACGGCGGGGAAGGUUUGCUUUAUGAACAUCGUGCUCUUUUUCAGUUUAUUCGUCGUUGCUUUGGGCCAACCCUCGAGAAGUUCAGUCUGCAAUACCUUGGAUCUGGCUUUGCUGGGUGGGAUGUUGAUGCUGUUGGACCUCGGCUCUUAUCUCAUUCCAGAACUGGAGAUUCACACCCUGGUGUACGUCUGCAUGGUCGCUGCCUGCCUAAUGGUCCUGGCCACUAUCGGUACGGUGAUCGUGAGCGUCGUGAGGUUCGCAAUGCUCCAGAGCAACAAGCCUUACAGGAUCUACAUCUCCUAUCACCACACGGCCACCGGAUGCUACGCGCGGAUGUUGAAGAUGUAUUUAGACAAGCAUGGCAUCAAGUCCUUCCAAGACGACGCGGCGCAGCGUCUACAGGACUUGCUCCAGGUGGUGAGUCAAGACACGGCACCUUGGAGAUUUUCCCAUGGGAAAAGAUGGGAUUCCCAUGGGGAUUCCCAUGGGAACAUCAUAAUGAAACAUGGUUAA
This is a messenger RNA of Cladocopium goreaui, 2737 nucleotides long. The record is from the annotation of a GenBank genome assembly. NCBI's taxonomy places the organism in Eukaryota, Dinophyceae, Suessiales, Symbiodiniaceae.